Molecule: messenger RNA, 1182 nt
Organism: Xenia sp. Carnegie-2017
Lineage: Eukaryota; Metazoa; Cnidaria; Anthozoa; Malacalcyonacea; Xeniidae
Product: UDP-GalNAc:beta-1,3-N-acetylgalactosaminyltransferase 2-like
Exons: 11
Coding region: 1-819 (272 amino acids)
Source: RefSeq, a predicted model, not a curated record
AUGUCGACUCCGGGGACCAGAUUUUUUAUCCGCGGCAACUUUGAUUUGAGGCAAAGUUUACGUGAAUCAUGGGUUGGCUAUGCAAGACGACAUUCAUCUCUAAAUAAAAGAGUGUUGGUGAAGUUCAUCGUUUCAAAUAAUGCAUGUUACGUUCCUCCAGAGUUCAGGAUUGAUCCUUACAAAUGCGAAAGAAAGAAAAUCGAAUCUCCAAACUACGAAAAUGAAGUAAUUGCUUACAAACGACCAAAUGAAGAAAAUUUGAGAUAUUUUCACAGUGGAUCUAUCGGAUGGGACUUUGAUAUCAUCCGUCCCAUUAUUUUGACUCGUCUUGGCAUCUCUUUAUCAUCGUUGAAUUCAAAAAGAAACUCUUCUGUUCGACUCUACGACAGAACAACUAAGAGCGAAAUUAUAUCUGUUUAUUUCUCUUUCCAAGACCCUGGUACAACAGAAAACGGUUCGUCGUUUAAAGCAAUUGAAAACUUUAUUUUGCCAAAGGACUUCAAGGGCAGCGUCGUGUCUGAAAACGUAAAAUGUUCAAGUUCUCGAUGCAGAAAAUGCGAGUAUUUUGCCAACAUUGAAAACGGAGAGGAUUAUUUCAAUGUACACAAGAUAAGACGGAUUAACAACGAGUUCGCCGUCUUUCCCGAAGUCGAGGAAUCAAUUCCUGAUGCUAGAUGCGUGGAUGGGGCUGGAACGUUCAUGUAUCGACUUUACAGGUGGUUUCUUGCAAUGAAGUGCAAAGUACACAUGCAUGUACGUAAUAAAUUGGAUGGCUGUCUCUAUGCGAUCAAAAGAAGUCAUAUGAAUCCGAAAAGUUAACUGUUUAACCGUAAAAUCACUCGAAAUGUAAAGUUACUUUCUAGAUUGAACCGUGAAAAUAAGCAAUCCAGUAUCAGACUCUCUUAAAUUAUUUGCUGAAAAUGAAAUGAUGCUUACCGUAUCAUGGCAAUGAUAGCGAGACGAAACUUGGCGUAAGUUAUUUCCUUUGGGAAAUUCAAACUACCGAAGACACUUGCCUUUGUACAUAUGCAACAUAAUAUUUGUACAUAGGUAAACUGAACAAGAAUAAAAAGAAAAACAUUCAAAAGAUAUAGUGCGAGAAAAUUAAAUAAUGGACAAACGUAGCUACUAAUGCUUCGGCAAAUUUUCAUUAAAAAGUACCUCGAAAAGCCGUUAUGAAAA